Molecule: messenger RNA, 4375 nt
Organism: Labrus bergylta (ballan wrasse)
Lineage: Eukaryota; Metazoa; Chordata; Actinopteri; Labriformes; Labridae
Gene: timeless
Product: timeless circadian clock
Biological process (GO): replication fork arrest; DNA replication checkpoint signaling; DNA repair
Cellular component (GO): replication fork protection complex
Molecular function (GO): DNA binding
Source: RefSeq, a predicted model, not a curated record
UGGCGCGCUACUUGUAGAUUUGUCCGAGGAGUUUGAGAAACUACUCUCUGAAACAAACAUCUUACUUUGCUUACAGAAGAGUUCUUAACUUAACAACACCAGUUGCUGAACACGAUACAAGCAGAGUAGCCAUAUUUGAACAUUUGGGCCGACCCUUCACCUGUAAGCUGUCUGAUGGUGUAUUGGCUUGCUCAGAAUGAAUUGCGAACUUUUGGCAACGUGCAGUGCUCUUGGUUAUCUGGAAGGAGACACCUAUCACAAGGAAGCUGAUUGCUUAGAGAGUGUCAAAGACUUGAUCAGGUAUCUACGGCAUGAAGAUGACACCCGUGACGUCCGUCAGCAGCUGGGAGCCGGCCAGAUUGUACAAAAUGACAUCCUGCCAAUUAUUAUUCAACAUGGACAAGAUAAGGCCUUAUUUGAUGCCUGCAUUAGGCUCAUGGUCAACCUCACUCAGCCUGCCAUGCUUUGCUUUGGGAAAGUCCCAGAUGACCCCGUGUUUAGGCAUCACUUUUUGCAAGUGACAUCUCAUUUGCAGGCCUAUAAAGAGGCGUUUUCCAGUGAGAAAGUUUUUGGCAUUUUAAGUGAAAUAUUAUACAACCUUCUACAACUGGACUGGGAUCAGAGGCAGGAGGAGGAUAACCUGCUGAUAGAGAGGAUCCUGCUGCUGGUUAGGAACGUGCUUCAUGUACCAGCAGACCCCUGUGAAGAGAAGAAAGUGGACGAUGAUGCAAGCGUUCAUGAUCGGCUGCUGUGGGCCAUUCACAUGAGCGGCUUCGAUGACUUGGUCAAGUUCCUGGCGUCGGCUCAGACUGAGCAGCAGUGGAGUAUGCACGUGUUGGAGAUCAUUUCCCUCAUGUUUAGAGACCAGACGCCAGAAGCUUUGGUGAGCGCCGGUCAGGCUCGUUCAGCAGAAGAGAAACACAGAGACUCUCAGGAGCUGGAGGCAUUGAGGCAGAAGGAGCUCGCGGAAAAACACUCUCGUACCUUACAAAGAGGAACCAGACACUCUCGCUUUGGAGGCUCGUAUGUUGUUCAAGGGCUGAAGUCAAUUGGGGACAAAGAUGUGAUUUAUCACAGAAACCUUCAUAAUUUCAAGAAUUACACUCACGACACAGGCAAAGCAGUAAGACGUGUUCCUAAGAGGAAUCGACAGGCUCAGGAGGGUAAAGACAAACGCCGUUCAGCUUUGAAUGUUCGACUCCUCCUGCGAGAGUUUUGUGUGGACUUCUUGGAGAACUGCUACAAUCAUCUCAUGUACCUUGUCAAGGAAAGUCUCAUUCGAGAGCAAACUCAGCAACACGAUGAAACGUACUACCUCUGGGCGCUCAGCUUUUUCAUGGCCUUCAAUCGUGGCAACGGUUUUCGGGCUGACUUAGUCUCUGAGACAGUGUCCAUCCGUGCUUUUCAUUUUAUGGAGCGAAACAUCACCAACUACUAUGAGAUGAUUCUCACAGAUCGCAAAGAGGCGACAUCCUGGUCACGCAGGAUGCACCUGGCACUAAAGGCAUACCAGGAACUGCUGCUGACUGUGAACGAGAUGGACCGCUCCCAGGAUGGAAGCAUCCGUCAGAGUGCCAACGUUAUAAAAAGUAACAUAUUUUACCUGAUGGAAUACAGGGAGAUUUUCCUGACUCUCCUGAGGAAGUAUGACGAAACCAGACAGCCUCAGUCCUACCUCAAAGAUUUGGUAGAGUCAACUCAUCUCUUCUUGCGCAUGUUAGAGCGCUUCUGCAAAGGUCGCAGAAACCUGAUGGUUCAGAGGAAAAAGGUGAGGCGCAAAAGGUCUCAGCGUGGAAGAAAGCCAGCUACAGAAACUAGUCCAGAAGCCCUCGAAGAGACCUGGAAGAUUGUAGAGGAGGAGCUGAAGGCCGCCAGUUAUCAGCUGUCAGGGUCGUUGACAGAAAGCAUCGUGCCAUUUGAUGCCACAUCUGAAACUCCACUUGAGGAGCAGAGGACUGAGGCCAUGGUGCGGGUGCAGGAUGCCCUCCUGGCUCGACUGGGACCAGAAGCACUGGGACUGCUGCGUGCUGCCAGGGAGGUGUGGCCUGAGGGUGAUGUGUUUGGCUCUGUCGAUGUGGAGCCUGAAGAGGAACUGGAGCUCCUUAAGCAAAUCCUGCAUGCCAACCUGCCAAGGUCGUCUCCUCUUGAGCCUGCAGCAGAGGAGGUUGAUGAUGAUGAUGAUGCAGUGGAGUUAGAGGAGGAAGAGUUGGAGAAUAUUCAGGUUUCUGAAAAGGAGUUUAACUUUCUAGACUUUAUCAAGAGGUUUGCCAGUCCUGGUAUUGUGCGUCCAUACCUCCUCUUAUUGAAAUCCUAUUCAAAAAACACACCUCACACAAACCACUGCAUCGCUCGGAUGCUGCACCGCCUGGCCGUCGACCUGAAAAUGGACGCCCUGCUUUUCCAGCUGUCAGUAUUCAACCUUUUCAACAAGAUCCUCAGUGACCCCGCCGCAGCUGCUUACAAGGAGCUGAUGACCUUUGCCAAGUUUGUGCUGAACAAGUUCUUUGCAGUGGCAGCGAAAAACAACAAGGCAUAUGUUGAACUUCUCUUCUGGAAGAAUGUCGGGGCCGUACGAGAGAUGACCGAAGGCUACAGCCACGAUGGAGAGGGAAAGAAACCAUCAUGGACCGAAGAGGAGGAAGAGGAGUUGAGGAAGCUCUACGAGGAGCAUCGUCAUUCUGAGGUGCCAGAUAUAGUGGAGACCCUAUUGCCAUUACUCAACAACAGCAGCCGCACUCGACGCCAGGUAGUGACACAGCUGGUGCAUAUGGGACUGGUGGACAAUGCUAAAGAACUGAAGAAACAGAAGAUAGGUACCCGGAUUGUUCUUUGGACCGAGGAGCAGGAGCAAGAGCUUCAAAUGCUCUUUGAGGAGUACAAAGACUCUGACGAUGUGCUGGGUAACAUCCUGAAGAAGCUCACAGCUAAGCGGUCUCGCGCACGUGUGGUUGACAAACUGCUCAGUUUGGGUUUGGUGUCUGAGAGACGAGAACUUUAUAAGAAGAGGAGCCGCAGCGCUCAAGGGAAGAGAUCUGGAGCAGCAAUGACUGAAGAAGAGUUCCUCGAAAGUCUAACACAGGGUUUCCCGGAUGAUCCCGUGGAAAGAGAUAAUGAAGAUGAUGGAGAGGAUGAGUCUGACGAGAGUGAGGAAGAUGAGGAGGAAGAAGAAAAAAGAGAAACGUCACUAAAUGAAGGAAGACGGACUCAAACCCUGCACUCGCCAGUAGAAAAGAGAGCUGACGUAGGCAACAUGGUGUGGGCUCUGCAACAGGAAGGGAUGUCUGGGCCCAUGUUGUGGCUGCAGAAUUGUCUUAACAGAACAGCAGGUGACCGUGAAAAAGAUGGUUUGUCACAGCCUGUUGCACUUGUUCCUCUUACUGAGGAAAACGAAGACGCCAUGGACAACAAGAGCUUCAGGAAGCUGUUGCGCAAACUGGGAAUGCGAGCACCUGCAAAUGAACAGGAGUCUUUUUGGAGGAUCCCUGAAACAAUAAGUGAGUCACAGCUCAGAAGUGCAGCUGCAGCCCUGAGUCCGAAAGAAGAAGAACCCAGAGGAGACGAGGAGCAAAACAAUUCACAGACGCCAACUGAAGAAACUCACGAGGAGGGGCAGGGGCUGGAUGAGGAUGAGGAUGAGGUCUCAGGUGAACGCAGAGCUCAGGCUCUGAGAGCUCUGCUGCUCACACGCAAGAGGAAACACCACACCUCCGAGCAGACAGAAUCCACUCCUGUUGAGGAUGCACAAAGUACACCUGAGAGAUCCCAAGAGAAGACCUCAACUAAAAGAAGCCGAGUUUUGGACGAUGAAAUGACUCCUCUGAUGCAAUGGAUACAGAGACCAAUGGCGCUGCAGAAUCAGACGGGGAGGAUGUCUCUGUUCCUGUCAAGCGCAGACGCAAGAUGGUCUUAAUCGAUGACGAGGAAGAUGAGGAUUAGAGGAUUCCUUUAAUGGACUAUUAAAACUGCAGACAGGGGAGACAUAAAAAGUGCAUACAGCCCUCUGGAGGAAACUGUUAAUGGAAAACCACAUUGGCCCCCAUGGAUGAAUAGAUCCUAUUAAGCAAUUUUUUUUUGACAUCCGUUUCAAGAGCAGUAGAUUGAUGUUUUCAUGUUUUUGUUACAAGUUCUUCUCCAAGCAUUUCCAGAAUGGUCAUAAUGUACAUAUGUUUGCUGUUUGAUCACGUUUACAACUCACAUCUUCCAUUAUAACUCAAUAAUUUCAAUGUUCUGAAAGCUGUUGGUUAAUCAUGCCACUGUUUUGGUAAAAUGAUAUCCAUACAACAGUUUUUAUGAGCUGAUCAUUUCUCAGUUGACUUUUUCUUUCUUUACAGAAAACAGCUUCUGGUUAGUAUUGAUUAAAAAAAGAGACACUGUU